Molecule: messenger RNA, 8109 nt
Organism: Ochlerotatus camptorhynchus
Lineage: Eukaryota; Metazoa; Arthropoda; Insecta; Diptera; Culicidae
Gene: Pdp1
Product: PAR-domain protein 1
Exons: 5
Coding region: 2114-3403 (429 amino acids)
Biological process (GO): regulation of transcription by RNA polymerase II
Cellular component (GO): nucleus
Molecular function (GO): DNA-binding transcription factor activity, RNA polymerase II-specific; RNA polymerase II cis-regulatory region sequence-specific DNA binding
Source: RefSeq, a predicted model, not a curated record
UAUGAAAGCAGAGCCCACCUAGCAGUUCUGGAUGGAAAACCAUUAAAUUGCAAUUGGUUAACCGUUUUACACCAUUUCCCUCUACUCUUUCGAACGUCCCAUCAUCGUCGUCGUCGUCGUAGUCAGUCGGGCAAACGGUGAAGCUUCGUCAUCGUCGUCGUCGUCGGUCGGUCGGUGAUCGUUGAUCGUCGAUCGUGCAGCAGUAGUGUGGUGGUUCGCCGGAAUACUUCCUCUUUCACUCUCACUCUCACUCUUUCACAACAACUUCAGCAUAUCAGUGUAGUUUGCGCGCAUUUCUCCUACCCCUUGACACGCUCGCCGUGUGACCGUACGGAACUUGGCGGAACCCAAUAGCUAGCAGUUUUCGGCGGAUGACGACUACAGUGAGUCUCGCCGUGUUUACUUUUGCCUCUUUCUUCGAGCAGCGUGGUGUUGGUUGUGUUGCUUUUUCCAUUUCACUUACGCUGUUUUUUUUUUUGGCAAAGCGGUGGGGGACCCGCACACGGCAGCGGUCUCUGGAGACCCUUGAGACAGUACCGUCCGAUGAGUCGGGAUUCGUCGAUCGCUGUAGACGCGCGUGCGUGAAGUGCUUUCUCUUUUUUUUUCGGCGGUCUGGCGGACAGAACCGUGUGUAACCUAUUGACAGCCCACGAGGUGAAGGCGAAAGUGUGGUGGCGGCGAAAGAAAGGCCCCAAGAACCGUUCUUGAUCGUGUUCUAUCCAUCCGUAUAGCGACGAGCGGUUUGUUUUGAUUCUUCUGCGCUGCUAGUGUACGGUGUGGUGAAUUUGAAGAGUAGGUUGGGAAACCACCCACCUCCCGAAAACGAGAAGGAAACGCAAGAAUAUUUUGAGGUGAAUUCAAAACCCAGAACGGCGAAGAACAGCUGAUAAGCACCGCACAUAAGGCGGCUGGAGUGACAAGUGUGCCCGUGACUACGUGUGAGUGUGCGAGUUGGGGGUAAUUAAAAUUCUAGCCGCAGGUUUCGCGCUAGAAGCUCCAGGGAUAUCUUGGGAACCUAUCGGGAACAGCAAUUCACUGUGCAAUUUUUUGUUUGUUUGUGAUUUGCAAGCUGACAGCCGAGGAACAACUGUGCUGUGCAACGGUGUGUGUUUGGGUGUGAGUGUGUGAAGAUAGAACGUGGUGUGUUGAUAGAUAGAGCAGAGCGCAUGCAGCAGCCGUGUGAUACCCAGAGCUCUAGCUAGUAGCUAGCUGGUGGAGAUGCAAUUUGAUUAAUGAAUAUAAACAGAUCUUCUGAAUAGAGCGCGCACGCGAGUGGAAGUGUACGGUGCCGGUGUGAGACGCUCCCCCCGUGGGCCCUUUGAGAACCCCCCUUUCUAGCCCGUUCGAAGUGCCCGGGCGAUCGUGUGCCACAGAGUGUAUACCUUUGGAGCGAGUGUGGAAGCUUCGCGCUUCGAGAAUAGAAGCUAAUUUGAAUUGAAAAAUGAAACGCAUGGAAUAGCACGUACAAGGUCACUUGGGGAUUUGCAUUUACAGAAAAAUAAAAAUAAGAGUGUUUAACAGUGCUAGGGCGCGUGCGGAACUUGUGCGAUAGCACUGUCGACGAUCACCGAGCGUGUGACCGCGUGAGAACCGUUCCAGACCAGUUCGAGCAGAAGAGGAAGACUGCGCUGGCGCAGCCAGUCCCCCGGAAGAUUGCCAAAUGUUUUUCGAAUUUGACAAGUGUUUACCGUUCUCCUGACACAAAACAAUCACGACUAUUGGUCGUCGCGUUGGUUCCUACCAACCCCAGUCCCAUGCCCUGAAGAACACCAGAAGACGAGUGUGCGAGAGUGCGUGUGUAAUCAAUACGUGCCUUCUUCUCAGAACCAAGUGAACACCCGGUUGUCGGAUGUCGAUUAACUCGCGAGCAGCUGAAUCCGGUGUUGUCUACCACCACGGGUGUGUGCUACAUGGUUGAAAGUUGUACCAAAAAUUCCAGUUAUUUUGGCGAGUGGACGCUCAAACAAAGUGUGUGCGACAAGCGAAACGAGUGAAAGCAUUGUGGUGUCGAAACAAUCAUCGCGAUCGUGCGGAAUAAGGCAACAUCGAAGAAUAACUCUGCUAGUGAAAUUACCGGUUGUAACCCUGUGCUCCUGUGCAGAUCCUGUUCCCGAUGAAUAUGGAAUUUCAACCGCUGCCACCGGUUUCGUCGAUGAACAUCGGUCCACCGACACCUGCUCCGUCGCCCCACAUACAAAUUAUCCCAAACGGUUCCAGCAACGGGCCAAACGGGGUACCCAAUGGAGGCGGCGGCGGUGGCGGUGGCAUCGGUAACUCUGUGGCCAAUCAGCUGCUGAACUCGAUGCCACCUCCGAUCCUACCGGUCGGGAUGCCUUUACAGCAGGUGGUUCACAAUCUGCAGCAUCUGACCAACGUUAAUGGACUGACCCAGCAACAUCAACAGCAGCAGCAACAGCAACAGCAACAACAACAGCAGCAACAUCACCAGCAAGCACAACAACAGGUACACCAGGCACUGCUAGGAUCGAACAAUCCGAAUGGACUGACCGGGAUCCAUCAGGGCCAGAGUUUACCACCGACGUCACAGCUCCUGCAGGCGAUACACCACAAUACGAACAAUAACAGUAGUAACAACAAUAACAACAACAAUGUGAUCAACAACAACAACAUCACGCAGUAUCAGGUGCAGCAGCUCUGGAGACAUCACGCCUAUCUAAACGGUAAAUCAAGCAAUAACAAAGACAUCUGCGGCGAUGACAAACACAAAGAGGACGGCGAUCCGUGGAACGUCGAGGCACAGGCGGCGUUCCUGGGGCCGAACCUGUGGGACAAAACGCUACCCUACGACUCUGAUCUCAAAGUGCACCAAUACGCCGACCUCGAUGAAUUCCUGUCAGAGAACGGUAUCCCGGUGGACGGGCUGCCGAGCGGACACCUGGGCCACUCGACCAGCCUCAACAGCCGCUCCGACAGUUUGGGACACUGUGCGAGCCUCUCGCUCGGCCUCAGCCAGGUGACGACGAAACGGGAACGCUCGCCAUCGCCCACAGACUGCAUGAGUCCGGACACGAUAAACCCGCCGUCACCGGCUGACUCAAUUUUCGAUGUUGCAGCGUUUUCGAUGUCGUCGGCCACGCGUGACUUUGAUCCGCGGACACGGGCCUUCUCCGACGAGGAACUGAAACCGCAGCCGAUGAUCAAGAAAUCCCGCAAGCAGUUCGUCCCGGAUGACAUGAAGGACGACAAGUACUGGGCCCGCCGUCGGAAGAACAAUAUGGCGGCGAAGCGGUCCCGGGACGCCCGACGCAUGAAGGAGAAUCAAAUCGCGCUCCGAGCUGGUUACCUGGAAAAAGAGAACAUGAACCUGCACCGAGAAGUGGAACAGCUGAAACAGGAAAACAUGGAACUUCGUGCCCGUUUAUCAAAGUACCAAGAGGUAUAAUCUUAACUCAACGUCAUCCCUAGUUUAAUCGUACCACGUCCACCAUUACAACCACCACCACCAACAACAUCCAACCCAAACAAAAAAAAAAUGGAAAAAAGGCAAAACCGUCAACAAAAGUAGCAACAAAUAUAAAACAGCUGAAAAGCAUCAAGAAACCUAAGUUUACCAUCACUAAAGUCAUCACAACCACCACCACCACCACCACCAGUAGCAGUAGUAGCAGUAGUAGUAACGAUAGCAGCAGCAGCAGCAGUGAACAAUAGACAACAGCAACGAUUUACAAGGCAACUCCAAGCAGCUACACUAGAUUGGGCGGCAGCGCUUCAAAGACGACGACUACGACGAAGACGAAGACGACGUGACGUGGAAUGCGAGAAUGAGACAAAGCGAGAACGAGAGAAUUUGAGAGUGAAGUUUUAGUGAAAUUCUACCAAUAAGGCAAACAAAUAAGCGGCAUAAAUCCGAACAACAGCAAGCAUCAGCGAGAGCAGCAUCGUUACCAAAAAUGAAAGAAAGGAGAAGGACAGAAGCGAGCUAAGCAAAUGUACAGAACAAACAAGCAGUGAAGAAGUGCUGGCUUUACCCCUUUUUUAAGUAGAGUUGUUGAAGGACUCAAACCCGCGCAGGACGAUGACGGUCGUAGGUACCGUGCGGCUUCGAUGAGAAGGCAGAACAAUAGCAGUAGCACUAGAGCAGCUGAAGCGAAAUCAACAAAAAUACUGAGAUAUGACAGCUUGAAAUUUGUUUACAUACAUCACACUGGAACACACACACACACACCCACAGACAGGCACAUACAAAAAAAACAGUAACGAACAAACCCCCCCUCUCCUUACGACAGGGCAAACAUCGCAAAGCCUGCAGAGUUCCCGCGUGUUGGAUUUUUUGUUGAAUAUUUAUAGAAAGCAUUAACGUUAACCGAUUAGAAAAAAAAAUGUAAACAGGAGGUUCCCUGGUUUGGCAACUCGCUCGUACUAUUUUUGUUUUCUCUCGAUUAGUCAAAUGUGUUCGGUUUGUUUUCGAUAAUCAGAUCAGAAUUCUCUUUUGUUUCGUUUCUCCGGAGUGGUAUAGAGCUAUUUAAUUUUACUCAGACAUACACACACACACAUACAUGCACACCUGCGAAAAAAAAAACAAAUGGGUGACGAGUAGUUUUUUUUUAUAAUUUUUAAGUGUGAGCGAGUGUGAAAGUGCGAAAACUAGCGCGGGCUAAGGAUUCCCUUGAAAUUAGUAAUAGUUGUACAGUUUUCCCUUUUUUCUCGAGGGAAAUAAAAGUGUUUUGUUUGUUUUUCCUUUUUAAUUAGACUAAAUAGGUCUACGGAAUAUAAGUAGCAGUUAAUGGCAGAAAUAAGAUAGCAAUGCAAAAUGAAAAAAAAAAAAAACAAAACAGACAUCCCGGGAAGUUUGCAAUCGAUCAAAUUACGUACUGUUUAAUGUUUCUUAUUUUUCUGACGUUUGUUUUGAAUCAGGCUUCAGGUGCUGGCUGGCAGGUGGCAGUGCGGUCGUCGAGACAAUUUGUACGGCCGAUGAGAGUAACUCAGUAGCGGGAGUCGAGCUCAACUCAAAAUUGUAAAAAGCGACGCGGAAAAUUUUCCUCACUUUGCCGGGAAAAGUAACCGAGUGAAAUAUCUCUUGAUUUUCAUCAUAUUCAAGAAUGUAUUCCUGGAAAAUCGAGAAAAAUUUGACUCAUUCACUAAGUACUGCACUUUUUGCAAUUUUGAGUCAAAUUCGACUUAGUUUUGAUUGAUUCUUAUUAACCGUGCGAGCUUUGCCAUGCGUUUGUUUAGAGCGAUUUUUCUUUCAUCUGUUUUUUGGAAAUUGUGUUCAAACAGAAAAUGUUACAUCAAAUCUAGAUACACAUUUCAAAAGGUCCUAUCUGCAUUGAUCGACCCUCUUCAUCGAUUUUUUCCUUCGUUAAUAACUCAGCUGCAAAGCCUCUGCCUGUUGUAUUUGAUGUUUUGAGAGCCAGUUAAGAAACUCCUUUAUCAAACUAUGUGGUAAAAAGAGCGUGAACUCUCGCGCAACACGAGAAAAGGGCCUGGGUUGAUCGAUUCUCGUCAUCGAUUUUCUCUUUCGCGAAUCACCUGCCUGCAAAUUAAUUUCCCAUUCAGUGUGUUAUUUCAGCCGCAAGCUAACAUCAUCUUCUGUCGAAGAAACGAAGCGAGAAACUCGUUUAUGUUGCCAUCGAUGAAGAGGAUCGAUCAACGAGGAUAGGCCCUUUUCAAAUGUUAUGCGAGUUACUCUGUUUGCAUAGUAGUGGUUAUCAAAAGAGAAAGUCGAUGAAGAGAAUCGAUCAAAGCAGAUAAGAUCGCUUUGAAAUGUUGAUCAAGAUAUGUUAAUGCUGUCAAACCGAUACGAUCAAGUUGAGGUAGUGCUGUGAAUUAAUUCAACUUACUUAAAUGUUUUGUUAUCCUUCGAGGCUUUUUAAACUCGAAAAUUAUGGCCUGAAAUCAUCCUCCAAGCUGCUGUUCCGCUGUUCGAACUCAACUCGAUCAGGGGAAUCAGUUGUGAAAUGUUCUUGCUUGCCAAGUCAGUUUAUUUUGAGCUUGAGAAAAAGACGGAAAAAUGGGAAAAUCCUGUGAAAAUCAUACUUUAACCAUGCAAACAUGUAAUUCAUUGAAAUUAUAUAUGUAAAUAGUCCAAUAGUCGUAAGCAUAUGAGGGAAAGAAACAAACAGAGAAACGAAAGUAUAUUUACACAAACAGACUUGCUUGAAAGGAAUUUGACUCUCCCCUAAAGAAAUGUAAUACAAAGUGUACAAGGAACGGUGAAGCUAGCGAGGGCAAAAGUUUAAAAACAUUAUCACUGUAGAUUAACUAAUUUAUUCUCCCCCCAAAAUCGAUUUGCUAGUCGAUUUUUGUUCUGGAAUUUGUGGGACAAAAAUCCGCUUCCGGCAGCUAUCCUCUAGAGGUUUCUCAAUUCGUUCUCGCUGCCAUCUCCCGGCCCGGGGAACAGCUUUAUCCUGCUUAGAGCCAUGCAGCGGCCGCAGCCUUCAAUAAUUAACUCGUUCAUGGCCAUUUCAGUCACCCAAACUCACACGAACUCCUGAAUUGAACAAGCGAUUUACAUUAAAAAAAAAAAACAACCUUCAAACACAAACGUUAAAAUUAUUAACCAUAACAACACCACACAGAGUAGAAUGCUCGCGAAAAUGUUGUUGAGUCCUGUAGUGAUGCAAAUUGAAAUGGAAAACGAGAAUAGGAUUAGCCAAGCGUGCGCCCGCGAAGGAAGCGAGUUGAACAAAGCAAACCGAGUAAAUCGUUAACUAAUUGAAUGAUUAUUAAGCAAACAAGCAAAACACAUUAGUCUGAUUCAAAAACCGUAGUGAUAGUACCAAGAUUGAAUAAUAAAAAAAAAAAAACAAUGAGAGAAAACACGUAGUUGAUAUUGAGAUAAGAGAAAAAAAAAAGGCAAAAACAAUAUUAUUAGUGAUUAAUGAACAAAGAAGAGGAAGAAACCUAAUCAAAACAAACGACUUGAUUGUGAAGCAAGUGUAGAGAACCCACUUAAAACCUGUGUAAAAAGUAUAUUAUUACAAGCGAUACGAGUUAGGAGAGAGAGAUAAUCCCGCGUCCUUAUUUUUAAUUUUUAUUCCUUAUUGUUUCUGGGUGGAAGAUGUGGCAGAAGAAAAAAAAUGUUGGUUGAGUGAUACCCCCCCUCCCCGUCAAAACUCACUUCGUAGACUCGUAAAAGGAAAUGAUGUUACCGGUAAAAUUUACCCUGUAGUAUGUAUAGUAGCCAAGUCAAGCCGAAACCCAUCCAAUCAUAUGAGUUCACAAUCCUAAGAAACGGAAAAGGAAAAUGUAAAAUUAGGACCGAUGGAAUUGCGAUUCCAUCGUUCAAAUUACGUCAAAUCUCCCGACGACCAUUGAGUUUUUGUUUGUAUUUGUUAUUCUUGUUUGGAAGGAGCAAAUCGAAAUACCGCGAAGAAGGAAAUUUAGUAAACUUGCACCUAGUUAUCCGAACACCCACACUUACUCAAACACACACACACACACACACACAUACAAUAUGGUACCACAAAUCGAUCUAAACCACACUCCUAUUGUUUCACGCUUCAAUCAAACUGUUUUCAUGGAAUCAAGCGAAGCUUCUUCUUGUUUUUUUCCUAUUCCCGGAAAACAAUUCGUCUGUUUUUCUCUUCUUCUACCUUCAUUAUCUUAAAUAAUGGCUAUUAGUAACGGUUAGGUGUUGAAUUUCGUUUUUAGUAAGACAACAAAACAGAGCAAAACCGCAAACAAAUAAAAGGAAUCAUAUUUACGCCUGAUUUUUUCUUAUUUAGUUUGUUUCUUCUUUCCCGCAUCGAUAGAGUUCUAUUUCUUUUUCUUUUGCAUAUUUCAUUCUACAAUUCCUGCCUUAAAGUUUCUCUUCGCUUCCGAUUUUUUUUUUCAUACUUACACGAACAGAAAACGGUCAAAUUGGUUCUCUUAUUUUCCCAGCGAAUGCGCACCGAAUUACAGCAGCAGAAUUGGAACAUUUUUGUUAAACCCCGAAUGAUAAUGGCGGAAAAUAGUAAUACGUCUAUUGAGCAUAACAAAACAAAGCAAUGAACACGAUGAGAUAGAGGAAAUUUGUUUCUUGUUAUCAUUAUUAUUAUAAUAUUAUAAUUUUUUUUUCUCUGUGAAGUAAUGCCACAAACAAUUACUUUAUUGCUAUUAUUUUUUUUUUUUGAAAAUAAAAACGUAAAACAAUAAGUUUAGUUG